AUGGAGCAAGAUGUGAACUUAAAAGAAGAAAUGAAAGAGUCGGAUGAUGACUUCCUUGAAUCUGAGGAAAUUAGCCAUAAUAAAACAGAGCAAAAUGAGGAAACUUCUCCAUGUGUUCGCACUAAUAAGAGGAUACGGUGUAUCGAUGAUGUGUUCUAUAAUGCAGUUGGUUUGGUUACUGAAUGCCUUAAAGAAAUAUCAAAGGACUUGAGUCAAGGUAUUAAAUUUGACAUGAAGAUCAACGAACUGAGUGAGAAGAUCCCUCCAAAGAUUUUAAUGAUGAAUUCAUUAAGUCAAUUUGAGAAGUUAAAAGCUUUGACUAAGAUAAGAAGUGAUCCUAUAAACAUACAAAUUUUCUGGCAAAUUGAAGAAUGCAAUAGAGAAGUUUAG
Lactuca saligna is the source of this 390-nucleotide messenger RNA. Lineage: Eukaryota; Viridiplantae; Streptophyta; Magnoliopsida; Asterales; Asteraceae. The record is from the annotation of a GenBank genome assembly.